AAAGGCUUACAAAAAAAAUCCGACGUGAGGUUUUAUUUACGGAAAUGGAAAAAUUUCAUUAUUUUAUAGUGGUUUUAUUGAUUUUUAGUACUUUUGCCAAAAAAUACAAGGAUGAAGAAAAACCGGCGUGGGCCAAAAAGGAUAUACGAGACUAUACUGAAGCAGAUUUAGAACGGCUUUAUGAUCAAUGGGAAGAAGAUGAAGAACCGCUUCCAGAUGACGAAUUGCCAGAAUAUCUGCGGAAACCUCCUUCUUUGGACCUUACUAAACUUGAUAUGUCCAACCCUGAGGAAGUUAUGCAGGCGACCAAGAAAGGACAAACCGUCAUGAUGUUUGUUACCGUAGCGAAUAAACCUUCACGUGCUAGAACAGAGGAGCUGACCAAAAUUUGGCAAGCUAGUCUUUGGAGCAAUCACAUUCAGGCUGAAAGGUACCUCAUUGAUGAUGAUAGAGCUAUUUUCAUGUUCAAAGAUGGUUCGCAAGCAUGGACUGCUAAAGAAUUUCUUUUAGAACAGGAUGAAUUGAAGGAUGUCCAGUUGGAAAGCCAAACAUAUCCAGGGAAGAAAUCAGAUGUUAGAAAUACUGCUGUUCGUGAUGAACUUUAGACCUGAAAAACAUUAACAUUAGGAGUCAUUCCAAUAAAUAAGUCUGAACAGUUUUCUCAACAAACACUGCAAUAGUAUGUCAAUAUUUUUUUUUCGUUACCUUUUUGUAUAACUAUAGAAAUUAAGCAUAAUUUAUUUCUAAAAAUUAAACAUGUU
Hyposmocoma kahamanoa is the source of this 761-nucleotide messenger RNA. RefSeq names its product LDLR chaperone boca (gene boca). Bases 45 to 605 code for a protein of 186 amino acids. The record is from RefSeq and is a predicted model, not a curated record. The transcript is spliced from 3 exons. Gene Ontology annotation, biological process: protein folding. NCBI's taxonomy places the organism in Eukaryota, Metazoa, Arthropoda, Insecta, Lepidoptera, Cosmopterigidae.